UUUGAAAUCCCGCGAUAUAGGCUGUGUUCACGCCUUCAGGGCCGACCUACUCGAGAGGGUAAUAAAUCACUAAAUUCCAAGCUUUUAGAGCCCGAAGAAAAAGCCCUAUACCGCUUUAUUAAUCGCCUUAAUGAUACUAACCUUAUGGUUCGACCUCUGUUUAUUACU
Sodiomyces alkalinus F11 is the source of this 168-nucleotide messenger RNA. RefSeq lists its product as hypothetical. NCBI's taxonomy places the organism in Eukaryota, Fungi, Ascomycota, Sordariomycetes, Glomerellales, Plectosphaerellaceae. The record is from RefSeq and is a predicted model, not a curated record. The transcript has a single exon. The annotation marks the transcript as partial.